UUUUUAGUCGACAGAUACAAGGGCACACGCACAGCCCUCCCUCUGCUUGGGUUCUGUAUAAAAACUCAAGACGGAUCCCAUUCUGUCCUUUUUUCCCCUCCGCUCAGGUCUGGAGACGUCUUGUUUAUUGGCACAGUAAACCAAAAUGGGAAAGGAAAAGAUCCACAUCAACAUCGUGGUCAUUGGCCAUGUCGACUCCGGCAAGUCCACCACCACCGGUCACCUGAUCUACAAGUGCGGAGGAAUCGACAAGAGAACCAUCGAGAAGUUCGAGAAGGAAGCCGCUGAGAUGGGCAAGGGUUCCUUCAAGUACGCCUGGGUGUUGGACAAACUGAAGGCCGAGCGUGAGCGUGGUAUCACCAUCGACAUCGCUCUGUGGAAGUUUGAGACCGCCAAGUACUACGUGACCAUCAUUGAUGCCCCUGGACACAGAGACUUCAUCAAGAACAUGAUCACUGGAACCUCUCAGGCCGACUGUGCCGUGCUGAUCGUUGCCGCCGGCGUUGGUGAGUUCGAGGCUGGUAUCUCCAAGAACGGUCAGACCCGUGAGCACGCCCUGCUGGCCUACACCCUGGGUGUGAAGCAGCUCAUUGUGGGAGUCAACAAGAUGGACUCCACUGAGCCCCCUUACAGCCAGAAGCGUUUUGAGGAAAUCACCAAGGAAGUCAGCGCUUACAUCAAGAAGAUUGGUUACAAUCCUGCCACUGUUGCCUUCGUGCCCAUCUCUGGUUGGCAUGGAGACAACAUGCUGGAGGCCAGUGAGAAGAUGACCUGGUUCAAGGGUUGGAAGAUUGAGCGCAAAGAGGGCGGAGCCACUGGUACAACUCUGCUGGAGGCUCUUGACUCCAUCCUGCCUCCCUCCCGUCCCACAGACAAGCCCCUCCGUCUCCCCCUGCAGGAUGUCUACAAGAUUGGCGGUAUUGGAACGGUGCCCGUCGGCCGUGUUGAGACUGGCGUGCUGAAGCCCGGUAUGGUCGUCACCUUCGCUCCCCCCAACCUGACCACUGAGGUCAAGUCCGUGGAGAUGCACCACGAGACCCUGACCGAGGCGAUGCCCGGUGACAACGUCGGCUUCAACAUCAAGAACGUGUCCGUCAAGGAAAUCCGUCGUGGAAACGUGGCAGGCGACAGCAAGAACGACCCACCACUGGCAGCAGAGAACUUCACCGCUCAGGUCAUCAUCCUGAACCACCCCGGCCAGAUUUCCCAGGGUUACGCCCCCGUGCUGGAUUGCCACACUGCUCACAUUGCUUGCAAGUUCAGUGAGCUGAAGGAGAAGAUCGACCGCCGUUCCGGCAAAAAGCUUGAGGAGAAUCCCAAAGCUCUGAAGUCUGGAGACGCCGCCAUCAUCACCAUGGUGCCUGGGAAACCCAUGUGUGUUGAGAGCUUCUCCCAGUAUCCACCACUGGGUCGCUUUGCCGUGCGUGACAUGAGGCAGACAGUGGCCGUUGGUGUCAUUAAGUCCGUGGAGAAGAAGGCCCCCUCUGGUGGAAAGGUCACCAAGUCUGCACAGAAGGCCGAGAAGAAGAAGUGAAUGGAUGUCCAGGUAGAUGUCGUGGAGCGGCAGCAGCAGCAGCAGCAGCAGCAGCAGCAGCUGGCCUCCACUUUCAUGCUCCUCCUCUUUCAUCGCCACCCGGUGCCGUGUUCCCUGAGGCACAGCUCUUUACUCAAGGACUGGCUUAUGCUGAUCAAAACCCAUCGUAAAAGUUUCCGCAGGAAAGGAAGGCACACGCCUAUUAGGAGAAACUGUGAUUGUGAUUAAUUUCAAACCAAAAACAAUAAAAACAUUCAAAUGUUGCCAAAGUA
This is a messenger RNA of Cynoglossus semilaevis (tongue sole), 1806 nucleotides long. Its product is annotated as elongation factor 1-alpha. Gene Ontology annotation, biological process: translational elongation. Gene Ontology annotation, molecular function: translation elongation factor activity; GTPase activity; GTP binding. NCBI's taxonomy places the organism in Eukaryota, Metazoa, Chordata, Actinopteri, Pleuronectiformes, Cynoglossidae. The transcript has 8 exons. Bases 146 to 1534 code for a protein of 462 amino acids. The record is from RefSeq and is a predicted model, not a curated record.